AUGGCAUCGAACCAUUGCCUGAUUUUGUUGAACCUGAUGGAUUUCAAACCUAUAAAUAGAAAGGUAUUAAGAUUUGAAGAAGUUUGGACUACAAUCCCUGCAUCUAUUGUUGUUGUUAAAAAUUCUUGGGAGAAAAAAGUUUCAGGAGAUCCUUCUCAAGCUAUAAAUCAAAAGCUUAAGAGAAUUUUGAGAAACCUUUAUUACUGGAGUAAGGCUAAAUUCAAAUCUUUGAAUUUGUCUAAAGUAGAACCGAAAUCAGAAGUGUUGAGGCUGCAAGAGUUGGAAACUGCAGACGGAUUGAUCCUGGAUCAACUCCAAUGGGAACUUAAAAUCAAAUUGGAAGAACUCAACUCUGUAAUGACUCGGUUAGACACCUGGUGGAAGCAGCGUUCUAAAGUUAAGUGGAUUGUGGAAGGGGAUUCAAAUUCCAAAUUCUUCCAAGCUUAUGCAAGUGGAAGAAGAAAUGGUAACUUCAUUCAUAAAAUUAGGGAAAGAGUCCCUUUUGCAUAA
This is a messenger RNA of Dendrobium catenatum, 510 nucleotides long. RefSeq lists its product as uncharacterized. Bases 1 to 510 code for a protein of 169 amino acids. Lineage: Eukaryota; Viridiplantae; Streptophyta; Magnoliopsida; Asparagales; Orchidaceae. The transcript has a single exon. The record is from RefSeq and is a predicted model, not a curated record.